This is a messenger RNA of Aedes albopictus (Asian tiger mosquito), 5048 nucleotides long. RefSeq names its product splicing factor 3B subunit 3 (gene Sf3b3). Gene Ontology annotation, cellular component: nucleus; U2 snRNP. The coding region runs from base 279 to 3926 and encodes 1215 amino acids. Gene Ontology annotation, biological process: mRNA splicing, via spliceosome. Gene Ontology annotation, molecular function: U2 snRNA binding; protein binding. The record is from RefSeq and is a predicted model, not a curated record. The transcript is spliced from 11 exons. Lineage: Eukaryota; Metazoa; Arthropoda; Insecta; Diptera; Culicidae.
CUUGAUCGCCCUCGUUCAUUUCGUUCAUUUCUGGGACAGUCAUCGGCAAGUGCGGUUCGUAAAGUUUGCAGUUUUGUAAAAUUAGUGGAAUUUUAAGUGUUUUAUCGCAUUAAAAGUGAUGAAUUUCCUUGAAAUUUGAUCUCAGCAGAUGAUGAGAUGACUGCAACGGAAAUGACAGACAAGUAAGACAAGAAGAAACGGUGUUUUGAACUUGUGUGUCGCACAAGUGUUGUCUCGAAACAUCACCGCCAGCCAAGCGGCGAAGAUCUCGAAGCGCAAUGUAUUUAUACAACUUUAUCCUACAGCGCGCCACUGGCAUUACCCACGCGGUCCAUGGCUGCUUCGCCGGGACCAAACAGCAGGAGAUCCUGCUGUCGAAGGGCAAGAGCCUGGAGCUGGUCCGGCCGGAUCCGAACACGGGCAAGGUGCACACGCUGCUGCAGACGGAAAUCUUCGGUGUGAUCCGGUCGUUGAUGUCGUUCCGGUUGACCGGUGGCACGAAAGAUUAUGCCGUCGUCGGAUCGGAUUCCGGACGAAUCGUCAUCUUGGAAUACAACGCGGCCAAGAACCAGCUGGAGAAAGUUCAUCAGGAAACGUUCGGUAAAUCAGGAUGUCGGCGAAUUGUCCCGGGCCAAUUUUUGGCCAUCGACCCGAAAGGUCGUGCCGUCAUGAUUGGGGCCAUCGAGAAGCAGAAGUUGGUCUACAUUCUGAACCGUGACUCGGAAGCACGUUUGACCAUUUCAUCUCCACUGGAGGCGCACAAGUCCAGCACGUUGACAUACCACAUGGUCGGAGUCGACGUCGGAUUUGAAAAUCCCAUGUUUGCCUGCUUGGAAAUUGACUACGAGGAAGCGGAUUUGGAUCCAUCCGGAGAGGCGGCAGCCAAAACGCAGCAGACCUUGACGUUUUACGAGUUGGAUUUGGGAUUGAACCAUGUGGUCCGCAAAUACUCGGAACCGCUGGAAGAACACGCCAACUUUUUGAUCUCCGUUCCUGGGGGUAAUGAUGGCCCUUCCGGAGUCUUGAUUUGCUCGGAAAAUUAUUUGACCUAUAAGAAUCUCGGUGAUCAGCAUGACAUUCGUUGUCCGAUUCCGAGAAGGCGAAAUGACCUUGAUGACCCCGAGCGGGGAAUGAUUUUCAUCUGCUCGGCAACUCAUCGUACCAAAUCGAUGUACUUUUUCCUGGUUCAAACGGAGCAGGGAGAUAUCUUCAAGGUCACACUGGAAACCGACGACGACGUCGUUUCGGAGAUCAAGCUCAAGUAUUUCGACACGGUUCCGCCGGCAACAGCCAUGUGCGUACUCAAAACCGGUUUCCUGUUCGUGGCUUGCGACUUUGGCAAUCACUAUCUAUACCAGAUCGCUCACCUCGGCGAUGACGACGACGAGCCCGAGUUCAGUUCGGCUAUGCCGCUGGAAGAAGGGGACACUUUCUUCUUUGCACCUCGUCCGCUGAAGAAUUUGGUCAUGGUCGACGAAAUCCACUCGUAUGCUCCCAUUCUGGGCUGCCAGGUGGCCGAUUUGGCCAACGAGGACACACCCCAGCUGUACCUGGCAUGUGGCCGUGGCCCACGAUCGUCGAUUCGAGUGCUCCGACAUGGACUGGAAGUUUCGGAGAUGGCCGUCUCGGAACUGCCCGGUAAUCCGAAUGCUGUCUGGACCGUCAAGAAGCGUAUUGAUGAGGAAUUCGACGCGUACAUCAUCGUGUCUUUCGUGAACGCCACCCUGGUCCUGAGUAUCGGCGACACGGUCGAGGAAGUCACCGACAGUGGUUUCCUCGGAACAACCCCCACGUUGAGCUGUUCGGCCCUUGGCGACGAUGCGCUGGUGCAGGUCUAUCCGGACGGCAUUCGGCACAUCCGGGCGGACAAGCGUGUCAACGAGUGGAAAGCCCCGGGCAAGAAGACCAUCACCAAGUGUGCCGUCAAUCAACGGCAGGUGGUCAUUGCGCUGUCCGGUGGUGAGUUGGUGUACUUCGAGAUGGAUCCGACCGGCCAACUGAACGAAUACACCGAACGGAAGAAGAUGCCCAGCGAUGUCAUGUGCAUGGCAUUGGGUUCCGUUCCGGCCGGAGAGCAACGGUCGUGGUUCCUGGCCGUCGGUUUGGCCGACAACACGGUGCGCGUUAUUUCGCUAGAUCCCAGCGAUUGCCUCUCGCCCCGAUCCAUGCAAGCGCUCCCCUCGGCAGCCGAAUCGCUCUGUAUUGUUGAGAUGGGAACCGGAGAUACCAACGAGGAGGGCGUUGCAUCGUCCGCUGGAUGUAUCUAUUUGAACAUUGGUCUGACGAACGGAGUGUUGCUGCGGACCGUGUUGGAUCCGGUGUCGGGAGAUUUGGCCGAUACCCGGACGAGAUAUUUGGGAUCUCGUCCCGUGAAGCUGUUCCGCAUCAAGAUGCAGGGCUCGGAAGCCGUUUUAGCCAUGUCCAGUCGGACCUGGUUGAGCUACUACUUCCAGAAUCGAUUCCACUUGACUCCACUGUCAUACGAAACUUUGGAAUAUGCUUCGGGAUUCUCCAGCGAGCAGUGCUCGGAAGGUAUCGUAGCCAUUUCGACCAAUACACUGAGGAUUUUGGCGUUGGAAAAGUUGGGGGCGGUUUUCAAUCAAAUCACGUUCCCCUUGGAGUACACGCCGAAGCGGUUCUUGAUUCACAACGAGACGGGCAAACUGGUCAUCAGUGAAACAGACCACAAUGCCUACACGGAGGAAACGAAGAACAUCCGUAAGAAGCAGAUGGCGGACGAGAUGAGGGAAGCUGCCGGUGAGGAUGAACAAGAGCUAGCGAAUGAAAUGGCUGAUGCGUUCAUCAACGAGGUACUCCCGGAGGAUAUUUUCUCGGCUCCGAAGGCAGGUACUGGAAUGUGGGCGUCCCAGAUUCGAGUGAUGGACCCAAUCAAUGGACAUACCUAUUCGAAGGUACAAUUGGCGCAGAACGAAGCUGUUCUCUCCAUGGCUUUGGUGCGGUUUUCUGUAGACCAAAAGUGGUACGUUGUGGCCGGUGUCGCUAAGGAUCUCCAGAUGAAUCCCAAGAUUGCAAACGGUGGAUUCAUCGAUGUGUACAAGUACGAUGUCCACACGCACCAGCUCGAGCAUUAUCACCGGACGGAGAUCGACGACGCUCCCGGAGCAAUCGCUAGCUUCCAAGGACGGGUUCUGGUCGGAGUAGGACGAGUGUUAAGAAUCUACGAUCUCGGCAAGAAGAAACUUCUACGGAAGUGCGAAAACAAACACAUUCCCAAUCAGAUCGUCAACAUCCAGGCGAUGGGUUCAAGGGUGUUCGUUUCCGACGUGCAGGAAUCCAUCUACUGCAUCAAGUACAAAAGAGCGGAGAAUCAGUUGAUCAUCUUUGCCGACGACACGCAUCCACGAUGGAUUACGACGUCCACGUUGCUGGACUACGACACGGUGGCCACGGCGGACAAGUUCGGCAAUAUCGCUAUCCUUCGCCUGCCCCAUUCGGUCUCGGACGACGUCGAUGAAGAUCCGACCGGAAACAAAGCCCUGUGGGAUCGAGGUCUGCUCAACGGCGCCUCCCAAAAAGCCGAGAACAUCUGCACAUUCCACCUUGGAGAAACGAUCAUGUCCCUGCAGAAGGCCACCCUUAUUCCGGGAGGUUCGGAGUCGCUGAUAUACGCAACCAUGAGCGGAACCGUAGGAGCGCUGGUUCCGUUCACCAGCCGGGAGGAUUACGACUUCUUCCAGCACUUGGAGAUGCACAUGCGCAACGAGAACACACCCCUUUGCGGGCGGGAUCAUCUGAGCUAUCGGAGCUACUACUACCCGGUGAAGCACGUGAUGGACGGCGAUCUUUGCGAGCAGUUCACCUCGAUGGAUCCGGCCAAGCAGAAGAGCAUCGCGUCGGAUUUGGGCCGAACGCCGAACGAGGUGGCCAAGAAGCUGGAAGACAUCCGGACGCGGUAUGCGUUCUAAGGUGUUAGUGAGGUAAGUUAUGAAUCUCGUAGUCGAAUGAGACUUUCCAUAGUUUUCAUGAUGACUUAAAUUUAUGACCUUUGGACACUUAAGAACAUCCGAUGUUUACGAACCUACGUUAAGUAGUUAACUGACGCUUGUGUUCUUACUUGUCAAAGGUUUCACAAAUCUAAAACAUUCGACUGAUGUAUGUAUUGUGUUAUUUACAGAUUUACGGAGAGAUGUCCAGCGUCAUGUGCUGCAUAAUUGACCAGAAAGAUCUUUACCUGUAAGAGAAUUGUGAUUUCACAUUAGCUCGUAAAAUAAAAUGAACAUCCAGCAAAAGUUACUUGGAGCAAUCUAUUUAUAAUCGAUUAAGAUCAAACACAAUUCAACCGUAGAGCCGCAUAUCUUCAAACAGAAAAUUACGUAACUUCGAUUGCUGUUGAUUCGUUGUAAUCGCUAGUGAUUCAUCACAAAUAGUUCAUAAGCAAUCUUAGCCAGUUUUGGACUUGCAUUGUCAACGUAAUAUAUUUUCGGAUAAAGUUUCUUCAAAUUGGAAUUAGUGGCCGCUCUUUUCUCAUCUGCUAAAUACAAAUGAUCUAAUCUAUCAUACGAUCGGAGACGAUCAACAGCAUCAUCAUACCCUAUUCUACGGUAAGUUAUUCCAUCACGUGUGUCAUAAAUGAAGUUCUCUAGAAACAAUCAUGAUGAACAACAAAAAUAUAAGUUCGGACUUAUGAAUUUUCAUAAUGAUUCGUUAUUGUUUCACUGACACCCGGUUUCUGAACCGAAAAAUCUCACUUUCCAGUCUGACGACGAAGAAUUCUAAUGGUAUCCUUCUUUCUCCGACUUUCUUAGGCAGAUUCAGAACCGAAGGGGCGGCAGUAUUUAUUACCCAUCAUUUCCACGGAUUGUAGUAGUGUGUUACUUACUAAACUAUUUCUUUUCACGUUGUAGUGAAUCAGCACGUUUCCAAAAUACAUACCAUGUAAUAAUCAUCAAUUAGCUUAUCGUGCACUGUGUAUGUAUUCUUUUAACCCGGAACACACCGCAAAAGGCGAUUGUACCCCUGAUACAAAUCAUGUAGAAAGAGAGAAACGCAAAAAAAAGUCAAUAAACAACAACCCUUGAAACAUCGUA